Messenger RNA from Triticum aestivum (bread wheat), 407 nucleotides. RefSeq lists its product as uncharacterized. The record is from RefSeq and is a predicted model, not a curated record. The transcript has a single exon. Lineage: Eukaryota; Viridiplantae; Streptophyta; Magnoliopsida; Poales; Poaceae. The coding region runs from base 1 to 207 and encodes 68 amino acids.
AUGCACGACUGGGCGCCGGCGAUCAUAGCGACGGCGCUGUUCGCCCUGCUGUGCCCGGGAGGGAUCCUGCAGCUGCCCGGCCGGCAGCGGACGGUCGACUUCAUGAACCUCAGGACCAGCUGCCUGUCCAUCCUCGUCCACGCCGUCAUCUACGCCGUGCUGCUCAUGCUCUUCGUCGUCAUCUUGCAGGCUCAUCUCUACGUCUGAUCUUACCUUAUCUUAGUUACUAUGUGUGCUUCAUGGUGCCUUUGUUCUCUCUCUGCUUUUCUUAUGUACUCGAGUGUUCGAGCUUGGUUUAGUGAAACUAGGAUGCUCCGAGGAUGCAUGAUUAUGUUUUCUUCGUGCGUGUUGCUGAGCUUCCGCUUUCGUCUCAGUAAUAAAGAGCUAUGAAACGGUGAUUAUUUUUC